Messenger RNA from Rhizophagus irregularis DAOM 181602=DAOM 197198, 527 nucleotides. RefSeq lists its product as uncharacterized. NCBI's taxonomy places the organism in Eukaryota, Fungi, Glomeromycota, Glomeromycetes, Glomerales, Glomeraceae. The record is from RefSeq and is a predicted model, not a curated record.
AUUGAUUAUCAUAAUUUGUGUUACUAGAAUUGGAAAAGGAAAAAUUAUAAAUUGGAAAAGAAAAUAUGUUGUUUGUAAUAUAAAUUAAAAUUUGAAAUCAUUGAAGAAAUUAUUGUCAUGAGUCAAUUAAAGAAAAGAAAAAAUAUGUCUGUUUUAGAUGAAAUUGUUAAAAGGUUUGAAGAAGGGAAUGAAGAAGAAAAGAAACCUUUAGAAGAGUACAUUAAGUCAGCAAUGUCGUAUAAAAAUAGAAUGGAAGAAUUAGAAGAAGAAAAUCAGAGUGAUAAAAGAAAGAUAUGGUCAGCACAGAAAAGAAUACAAAAUAGAAAUAAAGAUAUUGAAGGAUUGUCAAAAGAAAUUAAUGAUUUUUUAGAACAAACGAAAAAAGAACUUGUAAAAGACGAAUUUGGACAAAUAUUAGAACUUUUAAGACAAAAGAAAAACGAGGAAGAAAAGUAAUAGAAUUAGAAAAGUAAUAGAAGUAAAAGAAAAGGGUAUAAAAAUGACAAGUGAAAAUGAGAAAUUGAUAA